Metarhizium brunneum ARSEF 3297 is the source of this 573-nucleotide messenger RNA. Lineage: Eukaryota; Fungi; Ascomycota; Sordariomycetes; Hypocreales; Clavicipitaceae. The record is from RefSeq and is a predicted model, not a curated record.
AUGUCCAUCAUCCAGCAGCACACGAGCGCCACGCUCAGCGACGCAUGGCGGACCACCAACAUCGACGCAUACAAUGAAGACUCGAGCGUCAACUUCGACACCUCGACAUUGCACCCGCCACAGCCCGAGAUCAGCGAGGCCGAAGCCCGCCAACUAUCCGGCCAGGUCAGACAGUUGCUGAGGGGUGGCGACGCCGAGGGCGCACUGAGGGGAUGCUUGGAGACGCCCGUUUACAACGGCACCGAGGGGGCAAAGACCAUCAUCGAGGUCCUACAGUCGAUCAAGGCGAGUGACAUGAGCCCUCUGCUCAGGGGCAUCUACGAAUCCCCAGGCGGCAGCGAGUGCCUCGACGUUCUGAUGAAGUACAUUUACAAGGGAAUGGCCAUGGGCCAGCCUAAGUCAGCGUCGAGAGUGACCCCCCAGUCCACCGGCGGCUUUGGCUCUCGCUCUGGUGUUUCCAACGAGCCUGCGUCCGCGGCGAUGAGCGUCCUGCUCAGCUGGCACGAGAAGCUUGUCGAGGUUGCGGGGCUGGGAUGCAUUGGCCGAACCAUGACGGACUGGAGGAGGGUGUGA